Molecule: messenger RNA, 2457 nt
Organism: Rhagoletis pomonella (apple maggot)
Lineage: Eukaryota; Metazoa; Arthropoda; Insecta; Diptera; Tephritidae
Product: cationic amino acid transporter 4-like
Exons: 2
Coding region: 1-1575 (524 amino acids)
Biological process (GO): amino acid transport; transmembrane transport
Cellular component (GO): plasma membrane
Molecular function (GO): amino acid transmembrane transporter activity
Source: RefSeq, a predicted model, not a curated record
AUGCAAAUGCUAUGGACACGCGCUCAAAAGUCACCAGCAGCAGCCAAUCAACUAUUCGCGCGCUAUCCCGAUGUGCUGGCCUUUUUGGUAUGUCUUGUUUAUGCCGCCACAUUGGGGAUCGGCGUGAAGGCCACAGCCGUUUUUAACGGCUUGCUGACGCUGGUGAAUAUUGCUGUUAUGAUUUUGGUAAUUAGUCUGGGCUUUUGGUAUGCGGACGCAAGAAAUUGGUCUGAGGCAGAAGGCGGUUUCCUGCCUUACGGAUUCGGUGGUGUUAUUGCCGGUGCCGCCACUUGUUUCUACGCUUUUGUCGGCUUCGAUUCCAUUGCCACUUCGUCGGAGGAGGCAAAGAACCCUGCUAUUUCCAUACCGAUAGCUACGCUACUCUCGCUCAGCGCUGUUACAGUGGGCUACAUAUUGGUCUCGGCUGCGCUUACGCUAAUGAUACCGAUACGCGAUAUAAACCCAGCGGCUUCGUUGCCAGAGGCUUUCGGACAGAUGGAUCUUUUGUGGGCGAAAUAUGUGAUCUCGAUUGGCGCGCUCUGCGGCAUGACAACCACACUCUUGGGUUCAUUGUUUGCUCUACCGCGCUGCAUGUACGCCAUGGCAUCGGAUGGGCUGCUCUUCAGUUGCUUUGGCCGCAUCAACGCCACAACGCAGGUGCCAGUUCUCAAUCUUAUUAUUUCUGGCUUUCUAAGCGCCACACUCGCGCUGCUCUUCGAUUUGGAGAAGCUCGUCGAAUUCAUGUCGAUUGGCACGCUGCUCGCCUAUACCAUUGUCUCCGCCAGCGUUAUUAUACUACGCUAUCGACCGCUGGUUAGCCAAGAGAAUGCCAUCUACGCGCCCGACACACCCGACGAAGAUGAGGACGACAAUACUUCGCAAUUGAGCAUCGACACCGCUUCGCCCACCAGCGACUUGAUCGAGGGCGCCCUUGCCGGUCGACUGAAGCAGCAAUUUCGGUGGCUCGAACCGCUCUUGGGACGCUUUGAACCCGGCUCCGCCGUGUCGGCUGCGGUGCUACUCUUCUCAGUGCUCAGCUUUGCCAUUUGCUUUCAACUUGAAGUAUCCUGGACGGAGCUGUACACGGGUACAUGGUGGGCGCUACUGCUGUACGGCUUUAUGAUCUUCAUUGCGGGCGCCUGUGUCGCUGUCAUUGGGGUGCAUCACCAGAAUACGCGUGGUCUCAACUUCAAAGUGCCGCUCGUCCCAUUCGUGCCGGCGCUAAGCAUCUUCUGUAAUAUUGUGCUGAUGGUGCACUUGAGUGCGCUCACCUGGCUGCGUUUCUUUAUUUGGGUCGCACUAGGCAUGCUAAUCUAUUUCCUGUACGGCAUACAUCACAGCAAGGAGGGUGAGGUUUGCUCAUCCUAUUCGAUGUUAAUGACCUCAACGGAGGCAGGCAAGUCACACUGGGGCGCCACAGGCGGUGGAUUUACAACUAGUUUGGGCAGUGGUGGUGGGCGAGCGGAUCUGAUUAAGAAAACAGUAUUUCAGCGUUUUAUUGGCAGGAAAAUGGACGAUAAAAAGCCGAUUGUGGAGGAGGACGUGGAUGAAUUGGACGAAGAGGGACAGACUUAAGUUGAUCGGAAGAGAGCGUGCUUUCAUUUCGUGUACCUUUUCGAGGGGCCUUUAAACUCUGAACUGAUUUCAUUUUUUUGCUUUUACUAGCGACCACAAGAACUUGAGUUUUUGGUGUUUUUAUUUUUCGGCGAAAAAUAAUUUCAUGAACUUUCGGUGCGCUCAGUGCGGCUGCACUGGAUUUUUUUUUUUUUUUUGUUUUACAAAAUUUAUUACUGCAUCCACUGCCUUUGGAUCACAAAUUUACUAAAUUUCAAAAAUAUAUGUACAUACAUAAAUACAGCUUUCUUGGCUGUUUUCAUCAUUUUCGCCGCAUGAUUACUCACACCACUGGGAGCGCCCAAGUGCGAAUUGUGUUCUUGAGAGUGGCGCAUGAGUAAUCUUUCCAUGACGUAUCGGGCGCAACACAGGUUCGAGCUUGUUUAAUUUAUUGGCUUUGCUGGCGCUUAUAUUCAAUGCCCGCACGAAAGUCCAGAGUAGGAACCACAUACACACAUACAUACAUAUGAACAUACAAGUCUCGACAUUAUUUGUAUGAAGUUUUGCAUUUAUUUAUUUAUAUCAAUUGUCUUUGUGGUUUUCGCAGCGGUUUGGUGAUGUAAUAAUUUAAAAAGAAAAAAGUAAUUUAAAAGUAUAAUUCUAAAAUUCUAGUGACCAGCCAAUUAGAAUUUUAUGCAUUAUACGAGUGUUUACAAAAUGAUUAACCAGGCUAUGUACGAUUUUUGCUUUGGUAUUUUUAGUAUAACUUUUUGGUGUGGAUAUAAUCGUAAAAAUUGAAAGAUAAAAAUAAAACAAUCCAAACUAAUCCAAAAGUUGAAGCAAAUUCUAAACUAACCUUCGUUUAGCAACAAUAUUUUCGAUAUUUUGAAGUUUAGGUUUUCC